AUGGCUUUCCAGGGUUCCAAGCUCCGCCGCGAAAUGCGUCAAUUAUAUGCAUGGGCAUUUUCUUGCACCAGCACACUCUUUCCAGCACUCGCGAGAGCCUCCACUGAUCCAUCCAGCAAUGAUUUGACCGUUUUCUUCCAUAACAAUGGCAACUGGUCCACGCAUGGAACACGGCCGAGUGCACUCUUUGUCAACGUUCCUGUCAGCUACUCGCAAGCUGUCAGCAUUUGUGAGGCUUACAAUGAGACCCUUUUGGGCUGUGAGGACUUUGAUGACCACACCUAUGAGCUUUCCUACCAGCAAUAUCUCGGUGUCAUCGACCAAAACCAGACCUUUUGGUCGUCAUGCUCCUCGUCGUGUCCUGUGGAUUGGCAAGGCACUGUGUCCAAACCCAGCUCCACUUCUGCAUUUGUCUGCACAAACAGCGCACCCUUUGUCAGCGUCGUUGAUACAGACUCUUCCAAGUUCCCCACCGUCAGUGUAGAAAGCAAUGGCACCGUGUUUGAAGGUCUCCGUGACCACAUGGCCUUUCGUUUCAUUGGCAUCCCCUUUGCCAAACCGCCAACAGGCGCUCUACGCUUUCGGUAUGCCGAGGAUUGGAGUGCAAGCUACGUGGAUGCAACACGUUAUAGUGCCGGCUGUCUGCAAUACGGCUGGUUUGACGGGAAUGCGUAUGGAUUGAACCCCUGGGGCAACAGUGAGGACUGCCUGUAUUUGAAUGUGUACAGCUCCUCGCUUCCUGCAGCCAAUUCUUCGGCACCCCUCAAGCCGGUGAUGCUCUGGUAUCAUGGUGGUGGUCAGACCACCGGAACCGGGACCGACUCCACCUUUGAUGGUGCCAGCCUGGUCAGUCGCUCGGAUGUCGUACUCGUCGUGCCAAAUUACAGACUUAAUAUCUUUGGCUAUCUUACUACCGGCGACGAUAUAAUCCCCGGUAAUUAUGCUCUGACCGACAAGCUGUCUGCACUUCGUUGGGUGCAGAAGCACAUUUCUGAUUUUGGUGGAGACCCGAAUAAUGUCACCAUCUUCGGCCAGUCUGCUGGAGGUGGCUCUGUUAUCGAUGUGCUUACCUCUCCUUACGGGGAAGGAUUGUUCAACGGGGUUAUUCUGCAGUCCGCUGGCCGUGGUCACGACACGGCCCCAGAUGUUGCUGCUGCUACAAAUGUGCCUGUUCUCAACAAGUAUUGUAAUAAUACAGGGUACGAGAGGCUGCAGUGCCUGCAGGAACUCCCUGCCGAGACACUGCUCAACCUGACCUAUAGCGAGCUCACUUCGUGGAAGACCAUCGUCGACCAGAUCUAUGUGCCUGACAUAUCCUGGGCUCAAUUGGCUAAGGGACAGCCAUACAUCAGCCGCAACAUCAAGUAUCUGAGUGGGCAUAUGCCGGAGGAAGCUCAGUCUUUGCUGGAAACGGUGUUGAAUCCGAAUGUAACUAGCUGGAAGGAGAAUCUGGAGAUUCUAUUGAACAAUUCGCAGAUCACUCCUAAGCAGGCCGAAGCAAUUGUGACCUCGGGUCAAUGGCAAAUUGAGGGCUACUCCAGCAAUUAUACUAGCGAUCUGGCCAAGACUUUCUCUGAUGUCUACAACGCAAGCAUCAAUGUUGCCACUGAUGCUCAGUCAGUGCUUUUGAUGUCCAAUGGAUCUAUGUUAUACAUCGGGGGCUACGCACUCUCCUACUACGACUACUACGAUCUGUGCACGUUUCCGGUUGGCAGGCCCGAGACACCCUACUACCGAUGCUAUUCGAGCGAUCUGUAUGAGGUGUUUGGCACCUACUAUCUGUUUGAUCAGCCUAUCCGGGUGGACGAGGAUGUCUACUAUACCAAUGCAGUUCAAGACAUGUGGGCGUCGUUUGCUCGCACCGGAAAUCCUAAUGUCAAUCAGGAGUAUCUCAAAACUCGGGGGUAUAACAGCACAUUGGAAUUCUUCGAGAAUUGGUCUUGGCCGGAAUACACGACGUACAGUCCGGAGAUUGCGAACCUGCAGUAUCCUCCACUGGCGCAGUCGAUGCUGCCAGACCUAGCACACUGCAAAGUUCUGCUUCCAUACACGACAUUGAUCUGA
Aspergillus sclerotioniger CBS 115572 is the source of this 2064-nucleotide messenger RNA. Its product is annotated as carboxylesterase. NCBI's taxonomy places the organism in Eukaryota, Fungi, Ascomycota, Eurotiomycetes, Eurotiales, Aspergillaceae. The record is from RefSeq and is a predicted model, not a curated record. Bases 1 to 2064 code for a protein of 687 amino acids. The transcript has 2 exons.